Messenger RNA from Nomia melanderi (Alkali bee), 3731 nucleotides. NCBI's taxonomy places the organism in Eukaryota, Metazoa, Arthropoda, Insecta, Hymenoptera, Halictidae. The record is from RefSeq and is a predicted model, not a curated record.
GCUGUACGACAUGUUCCAGCAAAUCCUCGGCAUCAAGAAAUUCGAGCAUCAGCUUCUGUUCAGCGCUCUCCUGCUGGAUUCGGCCGACGAACAGGCUGCCGCCAUUCGACGAGAGCUGGACGGUCGGCUUCAAAAGGUCAACGAAAUGGAAAAGAAUCGCAAACUGAUGCCCAAGUUGCUCCUAAAAGAGAUGGAGUCGCUUUACAUCGAGGAGCUGAAAUCGUCGAUUAAUCUGCUGAUGGCUAAUCUGGAGUCACUGCCGGUGUCGAAGGGUUCGAUCGACGGGAAAUACGGCUUACAGAAGUUGAAGCGUUACAAUAACCGCCGCGAGCGUUCCCGCUGCCGCGGCCAGGGCUCGCUCUCGAAAUUGGAGAGCGAUUCCGCCGACACUGAACUUCAACUGACCAAAAUGGACGUAGGGCUGUCCUUCCAACUGGCUGUGGUCGUGAUCGAAGUCAGAGGCCUCAAGAGUUUGCCGGCUAAUAAAAUAGUUUAUUGCACGAUGGAAGUCGAGGGCAGCAAGAAACUGCAAACGGACAUGGCGGAGGCAUCGAAGCCGAUGUGGGACACCCAGGGUGAUUUUACAACCACGUAUCCGCUACCAGUGGUCAAGGUUCGACUGUACACCGAAAAUUCAGCAAUGUUGGCGCUAGAGGACAAGGAAUUGGGCAAGGUGAUCAUACGGCCUACGCCGUUUGCCUCGAAACAACCGGAAUGGUAUCGAAUGGUGGUCCCGAAGAAUUGUCCUGACCAAGAUCUUCGAAUAAGGAUCAGUUGCCGGAUGGAUAAACCGUUCAACAUGAAACACUGCGGUUACCUUUACGCGAUAGGCAAGUCCGUCUGGAAAAAGUGGAAGAAACGUUAUCACGUGUUGGUUCAGGUCUCGCAGUACACGUUCGCGAUGUGCUCGUACAAAGAGAAAAGAAGCGACCCUUCGGAAAUGAUGCAACUCGACGGUUACACGGUCGAUUACACCACACCGGUUUCCGCCAAUAUCAUGUUUGGCGCCAACUUGGACGGCGGGAGGUACUAUUUCAACGCUGUUCGGGACGGCGAUACUAUAGUGUUCGCCUCGGACGACGAGAACGAGUGUCAAACAUGGGUGAUGGUUAUGUACAGAGCGACCGGUCAGUCGCACAAACCCACCCCUCAAGUUUCCGUCGUGGACAAAAAUUCCGGCACGAAUAAGCUACAAGGCGACGCCGAUAGAGCGAAAAAGCAUGGAAUGGAGGAUUACAUUAGCGCGGAUCCUUGCAAAUUCGAUCACCACGGCCUUUUCAAAUUUCUCCAAAAUUUGAUCUUGGAUUAUCGACUAAACGAUCCGUAUUGUUCUCUAGGUUGGUUCUCCCCCGGUCAAUUGUUCGUCUUGGACGAGUAUUCCGCUAGGUACGGCGUACGAGGAUGCUUUCGACAUUUAUGUUACUUGCACGAUCUGCUCGACCGAAUCGACCGAGGGCUCAUGAUAGAUCCGACACUCGUACACUUUUGCUUCGCCUUUUGCGCUACUCACGUAUACGGGAACAGAGCCGACAGCGUGGGAUCCAUCACUUACGAGGAAAAGGAGAAAUUCCAAGAAAUUAAGGAGAGGCUAAGGCAGAUUCUAGAAAAUCAAAUCACCAAUUUCAGGUACAGUUUUCCGUUCGGUCGACCGGAGGGUGCGUUAAAGGCUACUUUGUCGCUUCUGGAACGAGUCAUGAUGAAGGAUGGCGUCACCCCGGUGGCUCCGGAAGAAGUGAAAAGUUUGAUCAAGAAUUGUCUGGAAACCGCGGCUCUGGUCAAUUACACGAAACUCUCCGCCGAAGCAAAAAUCGAGGACGACUUGAGCAGCGAUGUAUGCGUUCCUCCUAGUAAGAAACUCGAAGAUCUUAUACAUCUUUCUGAAAUGUGCGUGGAUUUACUUCAACAAAACGGAGAGCAUUACUCGGAGGUUGUACCACAGGCGUUCGCCUGGUUUAGCGAGCUUAUGGUGGAGCACGCCGAGAUCUUCUGGUCCUUGUUCGCCGAAGAUAUGAACAAGGUUCUCGUCGAACAGCCGCCGGACACGUGGGACAGCUUUCGGCUGUUUAAAAUCCUGAACGAUUACUUGAGGGAGGACGACAACUUGAAGAACGGUAGGUUUCAUCAACAUCUGCGCGACACUUUUGCUCCACUGGUCGUACGUUACGUGGAUUUGAUGGAGACGUCGAUCGCCCAAUCGAUUCAAAAGGGAUUCGAGAAGGAACGCUGGGAAAUAAAAGGGAACGGAUGUGCCACGUCGGAGGAGCUCUUUUGGAAAUUGGAUGCUCUGCAAUCUUUCAUUCGCGAUCUGCACUGGCCGGAUCAGGAAUUUCGCCAACAUUUGGAACAGAGACUAACUUUGAUGGCUUGCGAUAUGAUCGAAUCUUGUAUUCAACGAACGGACGCCGCUUUCCAACAAUGGUUGAAGAAAGGCGUAACCUUUACUUCCACGGAUUACAUUAUUCCAUCGGAAAUGUGCGCGAUGGUGAACGUUAUUUUGGACGCGAAGAAGCAAAACUUGUGUCUAUGUACCAUUGACGGCGUCGACGUGCACAACUAUCACGCGAAAAUCGACGAUCUGAUCGAGAAAACCUCAGCUGCUAUGACUCAAGGCAUGAUCAAUAAACUGAUUACGGUGUUGGAAACGACGUUGUCUAAACUAUCUCGUUACGACGAAGGAUCUUUUAUAGGUUCCAUUCUUAGCUUCACGAAGGUAUCGGGAAGCGGGAAAGAGAUGGGACAGGCCUACAUCAGUUUCACGAGAAACUGUAUGGAUCAAAUUCGUGGCAAAGUUAUGGACGAUUUAUGGAUUCUGACAUGUUUCGAGCAAUGGUACGCCGCGCAGAUUCAGAUGCUGUGCAGUUGGCUGAUGGAAAGACCCGAAUGCAGCUUACAUUUGUAUCAAUGUACCUGUCUCGCCCAUAUCGUGAAAAAGAUUUACUCCGACUUUGAGCUUCAAGGUGUUACGGAAGAAAAGCUCAAUUCGGAAUCAUAUCAGGUUAUAUCUAAGAGGAUGCAAACAGAAGAAGCGACUUGUGCCUUAACCAUGAGCGCUCAAAACGAAGAGGGUCUUUCGGAGAAUGGCAACGACGACGAGGAGCGCCCGAAGACAAAGGUAACGAUCGUCGAAAAUGUCGCCGGCGAAGAUGCGAAUUACGUUGCCAAUAUCAGCAAUGUUACAUCGAACGUCGUGGGAAAAGUUGGAAGCAUGUUCGGCAAAGGAAUCGGUGGUCUUUCUACCAAAUUCAGUGGAGGCAGUUGGUUCUAAUUACUGUAAUUAUUAUUACCAUAUUAUCGUUGUUACCGUCAUCGUCAACGUCAUCGUGAUCGGAAUCGUCAUGAUCAUCCUCACUGGUAUUGUCGUCAUCGUCGAAACGAUUAUCGAUAUUAUUAUUAUUAUUAUUAUUAUUAUUAUUAUUAUUAUUGUUAUUAUUGUUGUUGUUAUUAUUAUUAUUAUUAUUAUUAUUAUUAUUAUUAUUAUUAUUAUUAUUAUUAUUAUUAUUAUUAUUAUUAUUAUUACUACUACUACUACUACUACUACUACUACUACUACUACUACUACUACUAUUUCUAUUAUUACUAUAAUUAUUAUCUUUAUCUUAAUUCUCAUCGUCAUCGUCACUAUCAUGACCAUUAUUACAGGUAUUAUUGUUACCGCUGUUGUUUUUAUCGUUAUCCAUAUCCAUAUCUUUAUUAUCACUAUCGUUACGAGAGCACUUUCAUAAUAGUUCUGC